This is a messenger RNA of Octopus bimaculoides (California two-spot octopus), 4573 nucleotides long. RefSeq lists its product as uncharacterized. Lineage: Eukaryota; Metazoa; Mollusca; Cephalopoda; Octopoda; Octopodidae. Gene Ontology annotation, biological process: cellular response to tumor necrosis factor. The record is from RefSeq and is a predicted model, not a curated record. Gene Ontology annotation, cellular component: cytosol. Gene Ontology annotation, molecular function: NF-kappaB binding.
ACAGCCGUGACACCCGGACGUGUUUUUCAUUACUCCGUUUAGUAAGUAGUUGAAGAAACAGAAACCAUAUCAACUCAAACAUCUCUAAAUUUUAAUUUCCAACUCUUGUGAAAGCUGCGAUAAGAAAUCAAGAGAUUAAAUUUGACCGCAUACUGCUUGCGAUAAACUGUGGAAAAAGAAAUGAUUUCUCGAACUACAAAGCAGCUGCCGUAUCAAAAAUGUGGAUGAAACACUAAUUAACGAAGAAAUUAAAGUGGUAUCUUGUCCAGUCCGGAACUGUAAAAGCCUGGCAAUCUAGAGUCAAUAAAAUCUUGGAAGGCCUGUUUUACAGCAUUGUUGGAAUUAAAUUUUUUUCCUAUCAAAGUUAUCCAAAUUCUGGAAGAAGUGGUAGUCAGUGGGUGCAAGACAAGUUUAUUUGGUUAACACCUUCAAGUAUUACAUACCAACUUCAACGUGAUUAUUUUGAAAACAAAACAAAGCAAAAAAAAUGGGGCAAUUGACAAAAGAAGAAACUAAGACUGAAAUUAGGAAAUUACCAGAAGAAAGGACAUUAGAAAGAGACCAGCAGUUUCUUUCUGGUGAGGAGGGUAAUGUUAGUGAAGAAGAGGAACAACCUAAAGAAUAUAAAGCCCCAAACUCAUUAACUGUUGGUUCUGAGUCUGAUGUUCUCGAAAGGAAUUUUUCAAAUCUUACUAUAUCAGAUCCCUCAAUGAAAUCAGUUGAAUUAGCUUCUGCAGGAGAAGAAUCAGAAUCAGAUGAGGAAACCGAUGACAAUUUGAACAAAGGUGAAAGCUUGAAAAGAGGUCCAACUAAUGGUGUACCAGUCAGUCUUUCAAGGACUCAUGAAGCUUAUUUUGCCUCUUCCCAAGAUCAUGUGUUUACUGAGAAUAAAUCUAAACGAUCAUAUGAUUCUCAUGAUGUACAAUACUAUAAAUACCAAAGACCUGUUUGCAAACCCUGUGAAUUGAAUGAGCCUUGGCUCAGCAGUAGUUUUCCAGUGACAAAUGGGGGAAUAAUUUCAGUUAGUGGUGAAAAUUAUGAAUCUGACAGUGCUCGAAGUACACCAUAUACACUCUCAGAGUGCUCAAGAUCUCCUGAUCAAAAUGAUAAUCAGAGUGAUCUUGCCAUUUUAAAUCAAGAAAAUACACUGGAUGAUUUGAUGGCUAUUUUACAAGAAGAUAACAAUAAAAAUAUGUAUCCCACCAUAUGUAAGGAGGACUUUAGUUCUUCUAAAAUUUCUCAUAUAAAAAACAUUAAAGAAACAUUGAAGAAUGGCUUCGAAGAAUCCACUCCUAACAAUAUUCCAGAAACUUUUAAUAUAGAGGAUCAAUAUAAUAAGGCUUCACCUCCUCAGUGUGUUCCUCAGCUUCUUGAUCAGCAUUGUCCCAACUUUGAGAUGACUGAAAGUCUAAAUGUAAAUAUUACUGAGCAAGAAAAUUUAAAUCGACUGGCUGCCAUUUAUGAACAAAUGCCAGGUCUGAAAAACCGUGGGUCAAGUUCAAUGGAUAAGAACGUUCAAGAACAGGUUUUGCUAAAUUCUUUGAAGCAGAAUGAUACACCUAAUGGAUGUAGCAUCAUAAAUGCUCCUCCAUAUAUGGGCCAGCAGUUUAUAGAUGGUAACUUACUCAAUAUCUGCAGCCAAGGGCAAAUUGCAAUGAAUGAGAGUAACCAAAUCAGAUCUAUAAGGAAUUCUGGUGGUGAAAGGAAAUCUGUAAUGAAUAUUGGCCUAGACAAAUGUACCACGAUAAUGGGUUCUGACCACCAGUUGCAAGGCUUGCAUAAUUAUGACCAAGAACAGAUGAUAAAUGGAAGUGCUGGCCAACAACAACCCAUAAGUGGUAGUGGCCAAAGAGUGAACAGAGUUAGUUCUGUUUGUCAAGGACUAGCUGAAAUGAAUACUGGUAGACCAAAUCAAAAUGUAAUGAAUACUCGUAACACAGCUGGGACUAUGAUAAAUGCUGGUAACCAAGGUCGUAUUAUGAUGAAUCCUAAUAGUCAGAAUCAGGUUAUAAUGAAUGCUGGAAUCCCAAGUCAAGCCAUAAUGAAUGCUGGAAGCCCAGUUCAGACUAUAGCAAAUGCUGGGAGCCCAGGUCACUCUAUAGUGAAUGUGGGGAGUCCAGGUCAGCCCAUAAUGAAUGCUGGCAGCCCAGGUCAGACUCUAGUGAAUGCUGGUAGCCCACAUCAGACCAUAAUGAAUGCUGGCAGCCCACAUCAGACCAUAAUGAAUGCUGGCAGCCCACAUCAGACCAUAAUGAAUGCUGGCAGCCCACAUCAGAACAUAAUGAAUGCUGGCAGCCCACAUCAGAACAUAAUGAAUGCUGGCAGCCCACGUCAGAACAUAAUAAAUGCUGGGAGCCCUAGUCAGACCCUAGUGAAUGCUGGCAGCCCAAGUCAGACUAUAAUGAAUGCUGGCAGCCCAGGUCGGACCCUAGUGAAUGCUGGCAGCCCAAGUCAGACCAUUAUAAAUCCUGGGAGCCCUGGUCAGACCAUAGUGAAUGCUGGCAGCCCACAUCAGAACAUAAAUGCUGGGAGCCCAAAUCAAACCAUUCUGAAUGCUGACAGCCCAAGUCAAACUAUUUUGAAUGAUGAUGAACAAGAACAGAUUAUAAUGAAUGCUACCAGCCAAGCGCAGACUGUCAAUAUGCGGCAAAACUGGAUAAAUUCUCUUGAAGGGCAAAAUCUGCCUUCAGUUUCGGUACCAUGUACGGUAAAUCCCAAUAAAUCCCCACUGAUUUAUUCCCCUGUUGCUGAACUUGUUGGACAAGGCGGUCAAGUUUAUUCUUCCCAAUCGCCACAUGUUAUAAUAAAUGGGACCACAUCCAAUCUACAAAAUCCUACUGUUGUUACACAAGCACUACCUAACCAAACCACAACUCCAGGAACCUUAACAUCAACAGCAGUCUCUUCUACUCCUCUCUUAGUGUUGAACCCCCCACCACUGUAUAUCAUGUCACCUACUUCAAAUGCUCUUAUCCUUGUUCAAAAGCCACAAACACCAACCACAAAAUCUUUACCAAAGCCAAUUUUACCCAAACCUCCUGCAUCAGACAUCAAACCACCUUUGUCAGAUGAACACGUUUUCCCAAAGCAUUUCAACACUCCCAAGAAGGGAAAAGCUGUUUUCAAUACUGAUACUAAUGGACUCAAACCAGGUACAUCUCAUCAGACAAUAGCUCGCCGCUGUGUUGCUUCCAGGACUGAUGAGGAACUGCUUGCUAUUGACUCUGAUGGCAACAACUAUCUCCAUGCUGCUGUGUGCGUAACUGAUGUUAACAUGGUUAAAGCUCUUCUUGAGAGAAUUAAACGGAUAAAAAAAAUUGAAAUAAUUAAUGACUGCAAUUCUUUAAACCAAACACCAUUAUAUUUAGCUGUAUGUUACAAUAAGCCAGCUGUUGUGUGUGAACUAGUGCGUAAUGGUGCCAAUCCAAACAUACCUGGAGAGAAACGACGCAGUGCUCUACAUUGUGCAGCUACACAGGGAAAAGAGUUCAACCUAACAUUGAAACAACUCUUUGAAUCAAAGAAAAUUGAUCCAAACAUUAAGAACAGUGAUGGACUAACACCACUGCUCUGUGCCAUAAUGGAACAUGGAAAAAUUGUCUCCAGAAAUAAUAAAAAUGUCAUGAUUGACAACUGUGUUAAUGUGUCUUUGUUACUGAAGAAUGGUGCUGAUCCAGAGGUAUAUGAUGGCCGAAAUGGUAUGACACCCCUGAUGCAUGCAAUUGAACGCAAAGACAUUAAUUUAAUAGAAGCAAUUAUGAAACAUGUAGAUCCUGCAAAAUUUCAGAAAAUGCUCUCAGCAACGACAUUUAGUGAAAGAACAUGUAGUAUGAUUGCUGAAGAAUUACAAAGUAAAUACGACCCCAGUGUGUAUCGGAAGCUGACCAGUAUUUUGUCACUCAACAAAUGAUUCUAUCAUUUGCAUUUUGGCAGAAAUUGUUAUUGGCAAACCCCUGAGUUGAAGUUUUCUGUUAAAUGCUGUGAAUCUGUGAGCAGCUAUCAGUCUUCCCUAACAGUUAGCUCAGAAAUGAUGGCAUCUGUUUAUAUAUGUACUUGCUGUAUGUGUUGAACCCAAAUACAUCUAGAGUACAGACAGAUAUGGUAAAAGCUUGUACAGAAUUGAAGCAUGUGGUUUGUCUUCAUGAAUCACUUGUUUGUAAGGAACAGUUUGUUUCUUUGUAAAUAACAUUUCCUACUGUAGAUUUGAACUGAAGAAAUUCUUUUUGUGCUGUAUAUUAAUCUCUUAUAUGAUCUGUGUAUAUGUUAAUAAUAUGUGUGUGUAUGUAUGUACAUUAAAAUAGCUUUGUGUGCUUGUAUUUCCAUAUCUACUGUUGGUAAUUUGAAAAUCAUCUUUUAAAUAGUUUAUAUUUCUUUGUAGACACUGUUUUUGAUCUCUGCAAAAAUGCAGUUUUGUGUGUGAACUAUAUCAAUAGGGCUAAAUAGAGUUUUCUUAGAAUGUUUAGUUUCAGUUUUAAGAAAACAUUCCUUUCUAGAUAAUUUAUUAUUCUUAUUCUCUUUUUAUUAUUUUAAACAUUUUUUUAAUGUUUUCCUAAUAAACUACAGUUUAUCUUAA